Messenger RNA from Pocillopora meandrina, 8884 nucleotides. The record is from the annotation of a GenBank genome assembly. NCBI's taxonomy places the organism in Eukaryota, Metazoa, Cnidaria, Anthozoa, Scleractinia, Pocilloporidae.
CUUUCGAUUUCAGUAACAACGAAGCCAAAUUGCUGAAUAUGCUUUACCGGAGCAUUCUUGAUGCAGGUUUGUAGCUAUGAACUGUCAACACUGUCAGCUUGAUAUGAAUCAUGCUUGGCUAACAUAAGUAAGUUAGAUUUAUUUGGAAGUUGUUUGUUGACAUCGCAACUUCCGGUAGAUAGACAUUGAUCGACAUCGUUCUCUAAAUGCGUGAGUUCACUUUAUAAUUAUGCCAAAAUAUUAUGAAGAUAACCCAACCAGACCUAACGGUUUUGCUUUGCGAAGCUCGGCUCCUUUAAAUGUGAUUUAGCCGAUCUCACAGCUGUAGUUAGUACAAAGUUAAGUCUUCAAAUGAGGAUCAGUUAGCAAGUGCGCGGGUGAUGCAUCCACGAACUGAUUUUCAAACUUUGCAGUUGUGGCAGACACUUAUCGAUGUGUUGGGAUUGUAUUUUAAUUAAGCUGCUUGUAUUAUUAGAAAUCAUCAACAUUGCGUGAGGGUGAAGUUUAAUCAGGCCGUUAGCGAGACAAAUGUAAAAUUCGUUCUUAGUUUAUCAAGCGCGAUCAGUUUACACCGUACAAAGAAUUAAAUUUCAUCAAAAAUGCGUCAUUUUUUUGUGUUAAUAUAAAACUCUUGUAGGUUUUAUUCAUUCAGUACUGCUGUUUAUCCGUUUCUGCAAGUAAUGUUAUCGGAAGUACGAAUGGUUCGCUUCAUCUCUCUGGAAAUCAAGCUUGACCUCCCAUAAGGCGAAAACUUUACGAGCGUGACAAUUUAAUCGUUGCAAUGGAUGAUCACUUGAUACUCACACAAAUACAAAUCAUUUCGAAACUUUACAAACUUAAACUUGUACCAUGAAAAUGGAAAAUGAUAGGAUUUAUCUUCAAAACGUAAUUUUGGUGAGAUGCCCGAAAGGUAGAAAAUAGCCGGAUACAAUAUCGCAAAUUUCGUCUGCGAUAGUCCACAAGUUGACCCUAACUCUCGCGUAUUGAUUAAAGUUAUCAAGAUCGAGCUAUGCAGUAAAGUUUAGUGAAGAAGAGAAAGUAAACUUUAUAAGGUUAAGGCUACUCUGUAAAAUUUCAUUCACCAAAUGAGAAUGAUUAGCAAAUCAAAAAUUGAAUACAAAGAUUUACGAAAUCCGAGACCGAACCACAUGGUUAUCAAUGAGACUCGAUGAAUGCAGUAAAUUUGCAUUUUUAAGGCUCCCUGAAGUUUUGACAGUUGCCAUGGCUACGUAAGAAAAGCGGGGUAAGUUUUAAAAAAAAGAACUGGUGUUGCGUCGGUGGGGGGUAUUUACAAGAUUUUUUAACUGUGUUUGAUAAUUGAAUUGGCUACCGUAAAGAGAUUCUAAAAAUGACAUUUUGAAUGUUAGCCUCUCGUCUACCUCUCUCUACGAUGGCGAAUUUACACUGCCAUCGCAGAUGACUAAGCCAAAUUAUGCUACUGUAGAAACGGCCCCUCUGCUUGAGGAGUUUGACGCCAGCAAGAAAUCAUUUGCGACUGGCGCGGCUACCUUUCGUGUGCUUAUCUAUUUUUUUCUCUAUUCUAUUAAUCAGUUAUAGAAAUUUGAUUUUUUUUAAACGUUUCUUCGUAGCUCGAGAUUUUAAUUGGUAACACCCUAUUUACUAGUGAAAGUUCACUGUCGAUUAUCGUAGGGAACAAGGGGAACGAAUUGCAUUUCGGGCAAUUAAACCAUAAAACAUAAAAAGAUGAUUUGAGUUAAAACCUACUUUCUUCUUCAAUUUCGACUUAAUUCUUCCAAAUAUUUUGAAUCUCAGUAGCAAGCCUAAAAAUCAAGGUGAUAAGGAAUCGAGGGUUGUCCAAAAGCUUGUUUACUUGGAAUGGAAAUUCAGUGCGAGAGGGAUAACUCGAAGCGUUUUACCAGAAAGAAUAAUUCUCACUCGAAAACCCAUCAAAGUCAUGAAAAGUUGAUGUUAUUACGUAAUUUAUGUAUUUAAUUGGUGCAAUGUAAUUUAUGUAUUUAACCAUCAAUAAAGGUUACUUCCCACCUUCGCGGGUUUCCUUCGGGAAAAAAUUCGUACGCGCGUUAGUUUUCCUAAAAUCCCAGCAAACUCUACAUCAAGAGAAAGUUCUUUAACUGCAGUUUACGAUAAAAAUAUUAUUUAAGCGACUUUUCCUCUAAGGAAGUGUCAGGAGCCGGUAAGGUGUGAAACGACCGAGAGUGCUUCUAUUUAAAUUAUCGGACAUCGGAUGUCGCAGCACGAGCAAAAUGGCCGCACAGUCUUAUUCACAAGGCAUCCAUCAACUUCAUGUGUCAGGCUUUUUCGAUAUUCUGAUUGGUUGUCUAGAUAUCGGCAUCUAAAGUUGGAGUAACAAAAAAUAUGCAAGGCGUGUUGCGUAAAUGGACGCCACGGGGCAAAUAUUUCAAAAAUCAUAAUUUCCCGACAUUGUUUCGUUUGUAAUUUAUUCCCGGAAAGUUUUGGCGAAAUUUGACGAAAAUCGGUCAAAUCUAAAUACCCUAUAAAUUCGCUCAGAGUGGUUGUAUUCCUCCCAAUAUCAAAUGCGAGAGUUUAGCUCAUUGAGGCUCGCAAACAUCUCGCACCACGUCAGGAGAUUAUCUUGCCUCCUGAAACCACAAACCAAUGGGACAACGAGACCUUCUGGCGCUAAUGACGAUAGAUAAAGAUUUCCCGGGAGAAAUAACCCAUUGCAUUUUUUCAUCUCGAUCAUUCAGUGGAGCGUUUAGGUAGACACAAUAAUGAGCAAAGUUGCCAAAGGCAAAGGAAAAACCCACGGAAAAAUGGAAAAAACCCGAAAAUGUGCUGGGGAGCAAGACAACGAAUCGACAGACAGCUUACAAAGUUACGAUUCGAAGGGUUGUUUGCUUGCAGUAAAUAAAAGAAACCUCGUUCGCGACUUCUUACGCUAGCGUGGAGCUCCGCCAGCACCAGUCGCUUUCCCAAAGGAUUAUUUUGACAGAAUGGUACUCUUUCUUUCUUCUUUUGGGCCUGCCUUUGGGACUUUUAUUCCGCUUUUGAUUUUCCCAUGAGCAAAGAUUUUUCCACAAGCAAAGAGCUUCCGCGUGUGAAUUUUGUCAAGUACGCGGUGUUAACAAAAUAUGCAAAUGACAUGAACAACGGGCCCCAAGAUUGGCAGUUGCGCGAAAAUUCCCCCGGGGAUUCGCCUAGGUACGAGACUUUGACGCCUUCCUGAUUUACCAACUUUUAUUAGAAAAUACGUUUUGUGUAAAUAACUCGGGUGCCUUUAGGGAUUUCAAAAAUUUUUUUGGAGGAAAACGUUGGGUCAAAUAUUUGAGUCACUUCAGUCAAAUAGAAGAAAAAUCGACUUUUUCGGCUUCUGAAGGUGGGAAGUAACCUUAACUAGAUAUUUGCAAGGUUUUUUUUCAUAAAUCAGUUUUGAAAAAUUGUGUAUCAUUUAUUUCCUAUAGUAAUUUUGUUCCUGUUUCUUGGAUGACUUCUUCACAGUCGCUCGAACUUGAAGAAAAUAGCCAACCACCUUUAUCCGCUCACAAGUUAAAGGUUACAAUCCUAGCAUCAGAAUGGGGAUCGGAUCAAGGCGAACUACCGACCUUAACCAGAGAGUUAGCUAUUCAGUUGGCUAAAUUUCCCGAAGUCGAAGUUUCUCUUUUCGUAACGAAAUGCAGCGAGGAAGACAAAAGAACUGCUCGUCGUUACAGUAUUGAAAUCGUUCAAGCAAAAGCACGGCCUGGUUUCGAUGAACUGGAAUGGCUGAAUUUUCCACCCAAUGAGCUGCAAAUUGAAGUGGUUGUUGGCCAUGGUGUGGAGCUUGGGCACCAAGCCCAGGUUAUUAGAGAAUCGCACCAUUGUAAGUGGAUUCAAGUUAUCCACAAAGACGCGGAGGAGCUUGGAAUGUUCAAGACCUCUCAAAGUGCCAUUUCAUCAGGGGAGGAAAAGCACAAAACAGAAGUGGAACUUUGCAAAAUGGCGGAUUUCGUUGUUGGCUUUGGGCCCAAGUUAUGCGAGUCCUUUCGCAGAUUUCUUCGUGGGUGCAAGAAAGACAGCGCUAUUCUUGAGAUCACCCCUGGCGUCUUUGACGAAUUUGAGAAUAUCGCACACGUUGAAGAAGAUUUGAAAUCGUGCAGCAUUCUAGUGUUUAAUCGAGGAUUUACUGAUGACUUUGAGUUAAAGGGUCUCGAAAUUGCAGGCAGUGCUGUUGCUGAGAUUGAAGAAGCCCGUCUCAUUUUCGUUGGUGCUCUAGAGGGGAAACACGGAGACAGCAAACCGUUUUCUGAGCUGCGGUUUACCUGCUGGUCGCCUCACUGUAAAGAGCUUUGUGCAAAACCGACAGAUGUUAAAGGAGUUCUUUUGCGAGGGGGAUGUCGUACUCAUGCCAUCCAGAACGGAAGGAUUUGGACUCAUUGGGUUAGAAGCCUUAUCAGCAGGUCUCCCUCUUCUUGUUAGUAAGAACUCUGGAUUUGGAGAAGCUCUUAGUAAAGUACCGUUUGGUGCAUCUUGCAUCGUUGAUUCAGAAGAUUCCAAAGUAUGGGCUGAAGCUAUCAAGGAAGUCUGGAGGAAAGAAAGAAUGAUCCGACUUAUGGAGGCUAGAGUACUUCGUACCUCCUACGGCGAGAAAUACAGCUGGUCCACACAAUGCAAAGCUUUAGUCAUCAAGAUGAUCAGCAUUGUGAAUGGUAUAAAGUGAACAUAAAACCAAAAUUUUUGAGGUUACUGAAGGUGAUUCCUCAAAAGGAAAAGUUAUCGAACAAUUGUUUAAACUUUCCUUAAAUGUACCCUACCAAUGUCUGUUUCGAAAAUUUGAAUCAAACUUACCUCAUUUAUGCCUGUACUAGUGCGUCAUUUCAUCGGUUCACGGUACAUUUUGCUGCAGCUGGAAGCAAGGGUUUUUAAAGUAACACUUCAAACAAAAAAAUUGAUAGAUAGAAAGUCCCGAGCGUAUGGACCAAUUUGAUAUAUGAUUUUGGGAAAAUCACGCAAAUUUAAACAACACCGACUCAAAACGUUCCUCGAGUUGUUCCUUUCAAUUUCAUAAUUUGCAUCAUCGAGUAACGUGCUUCGUGUGCCCUUUUAGCUUUAUCUUUUUUCCCUUCGAAGAACUUUAAAGGAUAAAAAUUGCACACCAAAAUCACGGAAAAAAAAUCAGGUCACCGUUCUCGUUCAAGGACUAAAGACCAUCGUACCUCUGGUCUAUGGAUUGAAAAACAUUACCGUAUUCUCGGAAUACACGCGCGCUCAUUCCCCUGAUUACGUGAUUUUUAUGCGCAAUACAGGAUGCGCGGUGCAAAACUGAGGAACCAUCUUAAUAACAAUUAUUAUAACAAUAAUAAUAAUGUUAAUGAUUAUAGUUGCCAUAGUCAUAUAUAAUUAUGAUAGUAUCAAUGAUAAUGAGUAAAUGUUUUAGAUCUAGGCGAAUAAAUUGUAAUUCUGAAAGCAAAUCACGCAUAAACAGCAGCAUUGAUUUGAUAACAAGUUAAGAAACUAAAAUGGCACAAACUUGAAUUUUCAAGAAGUUUCAAGAAAAUUCUCAUGUUUGCGACCGUCACAUGUUACCUCUGCACCUUUUAUUACUCAGUUGGAUAAUAACAGUAACGAUCUUGAACAUGCUUACUUUUGCCACUAAGUAAUUGCAUUGACAAAGUAAAGUUCUUUCUUCUCCUCUUGCAGAUUCGUCUUUUCAUCAGGAGAGAAAAAGAAACAGAGAACCAUCCGUCUCAUCCAAUACUCAAGCAACAAAGAAAAUGAAAUCCUCACAUAGUCAAGAUACUCACCUUUCAGGUACUUCAGGUCUAAAACGGUAAUCACACAGCGUGUAAAACGUUCUUUGUCGGACUUUAAAGGUCAAGAUCACCCAUCCCCAAAAAAAUACAAGAAAAAGAAACUUGGAAGUGCUACAAAGUACCGGUACUCCAUCAGAGAGCUACUUUUGAGUGCAUACUCUUAUAUCACUAUCUAACAAGAACUAAUUACAGCAUCGUUUUGUCUUUUUAAAUACUCUUACAGACUCAAAAUAUUCCACAUGCAGUUUUCAUGGUGGCUAUCUCAGCUUAGUAACGAUAGAACCGUAAACUUGUAUGAAAAGAUGAACCCAAUUGCACCCAAAUUCUAUUCACUUCGCUGGCCGUUACGCUUUGGAAAAUGUAGAAAUUUUAUUCUUUAGGAACGUAAAUGUCAAAUCUUGACAUUAAUGAUGUAUUUUUUUUUGUAGAUCUUCGUGAGCCAACCAAUGUGAUAGAGAGGAUUCGGCAGCUGUACAAAAUCUGCGAGGACCGACUCCUGCCAGUUCCUUGGUGUGAAGAAUUCAGUUUCAAGCUGAAUGAGAUUUUCACCAGGCUUCGAAUUGUAGGAAAAGAUAAAACCAGAGGAGAAAUGAAAAACGAGAUCUUCAACAUGACAGCUGUCUUCAAACCACAUGAAGAAUGCGAAAAGCCACGAACCGUUUUUAUUGAGGGGGACCCAGGUAUGGGUAAAACAACAUAUUGUCAAAAGCUGGCAUAUGACUGGGCAACUACUCAAGAAAACUGGGACGAGUCAUUUCCAAUAAUUGUUCUGCUACUACUGCUCAGAUGUCAUGAUAUCAAAUCUGACAUUUGGGAAGCCAUCAAAGAGCAACUUCUACCCGAUGAAAUGGAUGAAGUAUCGAAGGCAAACUUUCAUAAGUUUAUUCGUGAAAACCAGUCCAAAGUUUUGCUGGUGCUUGAUGGUUUGGAUGAAGCAGACCAAAGCAAACAAGAAUUGUUCGUAAGACUCGCUCAAAGUAAACAGCUUUCAAAUUGCCUUGUUCUUUUCACAUCUCGGCAUGAGUCUGGUAAGGAAGUUAGGUGCCUCUGUGAUACUCUGUGGGAGAUAGCAGGAUUCGCCAAAAAAGACGCAGAAAGGUUCAUUCGCAAGUACUUUGGCAAGGGAAAACACUUGGCCGAGAAACUUCUAACAGAGAUUCAAUCAAGUUCAGAUUUGCGCAAACUGAUAUCCAAUCCUCUAAACACAGCAUUGCUUUGCAUUCUGUGUGAGGAUUUUAGGGAAGAUUUUCCAACCAGCAAAGCAAAAUUGUACAUUGAAAUUACACAGUGUGUCUUAAGAAGAUAUCAAAGAAAGAGAGGAUCUCUGAAUCCCUGCGAAAGUGAGGAUUUAAUACAAGUGUACGAAGAAGAUCUUUUGUGCUUGGGGAAGCUGGCGUUAACAUCACUUCUUAAAGGCGAGCCAUAUAUUGAAGGAAGUGCAGUCACUGGAGGCAAUACAAGGGCGCUAACCAAGCUUGGGUUUCUUUCUUUGCAGGCCGGAGGUAGCAGACGUAAGCCUUGCCUCCGUUAUGGAUUUCUGCACAAAAGUUUUCAAGAAUUUUUCGCCGGUUUCUACCUGGCUUCUAAAGUCGUAGCUGGAGACACUGAUUUGGACAUUGAUGUAACUGACGCAAGAUUUUUGCGUGAAUUGAGGCAUGUUUUUCUUUUCAUGGGUGGGAUUAUAGUCUCAAAGUCUGAGGAGAGCGCAAUACAUCUUUUGCGUGCUAUAACUAAACAUGCCAACUCGCUUAGCCUCGUUACUUCUUGUGGUGGAUUCAAAGAAGUCAAAAGAAGAGUAGAGUCGGCAUGUUCUUUCAUAAGGGAAUGUGCCGAGUACAAGGAAAGUCUCCAGCCCAUGUUGCUGCGUGAGUUUGGGUCUCACUUUGAAACCGUACCUUCAUCUUUGAAGAAGUCUCGUUACUUGAAUCUUAUCCUUGAAAAUCUCUCAGGCAAUACCAGCCUGACCAACUUAAACCUAUCCAAUUUUGUAAUUUCCGACUCCGGUGCCGAGUCAUUGUCUAAGUCCCUCUCAGACAACUCAGCUAUAUCCAAUUUAAACUUGAGUCUAAACGGCAUUGGUCAUGAUGGUGCUAAGUUUCUUUCUCUGGGUCUUAGAGCCAAUACCACUCUGACUAUUUUGAACCUGAGAGGUAACAACAUAGGUGAUUCUGGUGCUGCUUUGCUCGCUGGGGCUAUUUCAGGCAAUAGGACAUUGACCAAUCUAAACUUAGGUUUCAAUGAAAUUUUUGACUCUGGUGCCACUUCCCUUUCUGAAGUUCUUUUGGACAAUUCAGCUUUGACUGAUUUGAACUUGAGUGUCAACAACAUUGGAAAUACAGGGGCUGAUUCUCUUUCUGAGGCCCUUAAACAAAAUACCACGUUGACAAACUUGGACCUAGGGGAUAAUAGGAUUAAUGAUUCUGGCGUUGUUGCACUCAUCGAGGCUCUUUCGGUGAAUAUGUCAUUAACCUUGAACUUGUCUGGAAUUACCUUCAAUUCUCAUGUACCUCUCCAUGCUCAAAGCCGUCUUUCUUUCACAAGGUAUCAAGAAAAUGACGGUUGUGCUGAUCGUGACGAUGAAGAUGAGAUUUUUGAUGACGAUUCCGAUUCCGGGAGUGACAUUUAUUCCAGUAGAAAUGAGUCUGGCAGUGGUGAAUCGCUUUCUAGUGGUGACACGUCAUCUAUUAACGAUGAGGUACCAAAUAGUGAAGACGAGAGGUUUAUUAAUGACGCUGAUGAUGAGGUCUCUGGUGAGGAUUCCGGGAGUGACGCGUCUCAGAGUUGUGACUCUUCUUCCGGGAGUGACACGUGUUCCAAUGAUUACGCUUCCUCCAGUAAUAACAAUUCUUACAGUGAUGAUGAGGAGGACGAAGUUUAUUAGUGAAGCUCCUACUAGAUUCAUCUUGAGAAUAGCCUCUAUAAUAGUUUUAAUCAGCUCUGACGGAGGUUUAUUUUAUUAGAUCGUAGUUCUAUAGGAGUGGAGAUGCCAGUUUUAAACUUCAGCAUGGCUAUGGUUUUUAAUUGUUUAUGGCGCACAAUUUCUUUACAACGCUCACUUGAGUUGUUGAACACAAAUUUAGUGUUGUACUUAUAACUGUAUUCUAGGGAAUUACUGUAUCAUAAUGUCUGUUGUUAACUCUUGAAGUGUCCGC